Ceratina calcarata is the source of this 5619-nucleotide messenger RNA. RefSeq names its product trichohyalin-like. The annotation marks the transcript as partial. NCBI's taxonomy places the organism in Eukaryota, Metazoa, Arthropoda, Insecta, Hymenoptera, Apidae. The transcript has 4 exons. The record is from RefSeq and is a predicted model, not a curated record.
AGUCAACGACUCUUCCUGAAGAAGAAGAGAACUCGACUGUUUCCCAGAUUCAAGAGGACCAACAAUCAGCUGAGACUGUCGUCUACAAUAGAUUCGAUCCUUCAAACAAGAAGAAAAUAUCUUCAGAAGAAGAAGAAGAAGAAGACCCUAAAGGGCCAUCGCACGUGAUUCCUUAUUCAGAGCACGAGAACCCUGAAGACGUUCCCACAAAGCCGAAAUACAUUCCAGGGGAAUGGGCGAAGCCUCCAAGAGGAAGAGAAGUGAAUUUAGACUUCGUACCUACGAAGGUUUACGCCCAGGUGAGGAAGACUCACACCCUGAGGAGAUUACCUCGAAGAAAGGCGAUAGAGAACGCAGAGUCUGAAGAAGAGAAAGAGAAUGCUGCUCGAUUGAGGGAAGUCGUGAGGAAUUCCAAGGUCAACACAGUUUAUACUGAAGAGGGAAACAGUGUGAAUCCUAAAUUGGUUGUUGAAGAAAGUAUUGACAGACUGCAAGAAGACGUCGAGAGGGAGGCUGAAGACAUGGAGAAGGGGAUUGAAAUAAGUAAGUUAGAGAAAGUCGAAUCCACUACUAAUAAAGAAAUGGAAUCAAACCGAAGAAGAAACAGAAGACCUUCUUCAUUAAAAUCUGUAAGCAAUAAUUUGAAUUCUGAUACUGAAGAGAUAGAAACGUCACAGAAUAUUCAAAAUUCGACUGCUGUUCCACUUGAAGAAAAUAUAGAAAGUACCACUAUAAAUUUGCAAGACUCUUCAGGAUUAUAUAAAAUUAAUGAUCAUUCUAAUGAACCAACGACGACUGUUAAUUAUGGCAAGCUUGUUUGGGACUACCUGAAGAAGAUGGACCAAAGUAGAACAACUCCAAACGUUUUACAAGCAAAUCUAGUGACUUACUCUUACGAAGAGAGUACACCGUUUCCAAUUAUAGAGCCUGUCACCUUGAACCUACAACCAAUCGUGGGGCAAACGUUGAUCGAUCCUAAGAACUAUCUAAAAACAGGUGAAAGUCAGUCGACAUCAUUAAACACAGAAGACUGGCAGCCGAUCAUUUCUAACACCCAAGCGACGACGGUUCCUUUUUCAGAAUUCUAUGACCAACAGAAUUACUUCUCUGAUGUGCAAAAAAAUUUAGACAGUCACGAGGACUCCAAUAAGAACUUUGACAAUUCGUUUUUCAAUCCAGUUCAGAAUGGCCAACAGAAUGGCCAACAGAAUGGCCAUUUGAAACGAAGCAACUUCAUAGCUAAUAAAAAUCUGGAAGGAUUAACAAAAAUGAGACCUCCUGCUCAGAAUUCGAACGAUUAUUAUUACUAUUAUCUUCCAGAAGCCACGCAGUCUGGUUGGGAGCCGAUUCCAGUCCGAAAGAGUCCCAAAGGGCCCCGUAAAAAAAACGCGGACUCGGUUCAGUCGAGACUGUCGCCACGGAACGACAUGAUUUGGUACAAAGAACCGAGCGAUUAUGUAAAUCGUGGAAAGGACAGGUCGAGGGAUAGAGUAAUUCUCGGUGUGAAUGCAAAAACUCGGGAGAAACGAUUGGCCGAUGACGAAAGCGGAGGCGGCGUGAAAGGAUUGCGUGGAAACAAUGCCGCGUCGAAUCGAGGCGAACGUGAUGGGAAAAAUCCUGAGAGAAAUUGCCCGCAGAAAGUGACACGCCGCGUGCAAGUGGGGCCCGUUCCGGAUAACUCACCGGAAAAACUGAUCGCGAAGAAAUCGAGAUUUAACAAUAAGACUAGUCGGAUCGAAGAGUCGCGUGGGUUUGAAAGAGAAAGCAUCGAUUUAGGCCCAGUCAGCUGUGACGAGACACGGGGAAAGGUUGGUGAAAUGCAAGUUGGAGGGAAUCAAUUUAAGGGGAGUGAAGAUUCGUUCGGUUUUGAUGAGAAGAAAAGAAUUAUUAAUAGAAGAGAUAUUAGAGAACCCGUUAAAAUAAUUGAAGAUACAAAAACUGAGCCUGAAGAAGAGAGAAGAAAUUCAACCAGGGAAGAUAGAUUCAAAAGCCACGAAGGAUUACUGAACGCAGCACCGAAGAUAGCUGAAGAGAUAAUAGAAGAAGAAAUAAAUGAUCGCUUUAACAACAGCAAAGGAGAGAAUAAAGAAGAAACUGUGGAAGUGGACAUCCCAGAAUUCGACUACAUCGAAGAAUUGCCUGAAGAAGAGACUGAAGAAAAUAUUCCUGCCAAACCUAAUUUGGACUUGGAAAAAUACCCAUUUUACAAAAAUGAAGAACUGCCAUCGCCGUCAGCACUGAAGUACGCCAUUAAUCCUAGGAGGCUCCCAAAAAAGUCUCGCGGUGCCAUGGAAUUUUACAACAUGAGGGAUUCUUACAAACGCUGUGAAGAAGUGGAGCCUAAAUUGGAAGUUCUUCCUGAAGAAGAAGAGCCAGUCCCAGAAAGAGGGCCCAAUGAAGACGGGCCUCGUCUUCGUGGCUUAGGAGACAAGCUCGACUGCUUCAAGGCUAAAUACUUCGACGAGGACCCAUUCGACAAUCCAUUAUUCUUAGAAGAAGAAAUAGAAGACCCGACGCCUCCGGAAGACAUCGACAGCAAGCAGUUUGCUUCAAGAAUCAUGAUGUUUCCUAAAGAAAACGAGGAUUAUGUGAUACAGAGAUCUUCAAAGAGACCGGAAAACCAUCGACAACCCAGAAGACAUAACCCAACUUCCGUUAGACUUCAGAAGAGAAGACGUGUUCGUUACAGAACGCGUAGGCCCACGGCGAGAGUCAGAAAGGUGCAAGGUCAGAGAGUGAAGCAUUUGAAGAUUCCUAGGAAGUCACAGAAAUUUGAGAAACGUCCUGUCAUGGCUGCCAGCGAAAUCUCUUCUUUUUAUACUCCUUAUCAAAACCAAGUUUACGAGGACGUGAUGGGUACUAUUAAAAAUAUGGCGAAUACGUAUCAAGUGGAAGAGUUAACGACGGUUCCAACGUCUGAGGAAGUGACUAUUAUCAAUGAUGAAGAUGAAGAGACGAAGAGUUCAUCAAAGGAGUCUACAAAAUCGAAUCAUAGUACAGAAAAGAAAGGGGAAGAUGUGGUGACUGAUGUAGAAAACUCGAGUAGGGAUGUGAAUAUUAAAGGAUUGACGCCUCCUAAGAAGAAUAACAGAUUCAGGAAUAAUUAUAAAAGAAUUCGAAUUCCCCAGAAGACUAGAAUUCAAUGGAUGGCAAAACCUGUCAGGGCAAUGAAGUUUCGUCGGAAAAUUCGGAUUUAUAAACGAGAUCUGGAAGACAAAUUGAAUUCCAGUUAUGAAGAAGAAAUGUUGAGAGAUUCCAUGGAAUCAAUAGAAAGAAGAGAUAGUAAGGAACCGUUUUUUAAUUCUAGGGACUUGAAGAAUAAGAGUGAUUAUUUUAAUUCUGAAGAAAAUCAGAGAAAAUCGAAUUCUAGUUUAACAGACAUGCAAUUGAAGAAUAGCAGUGAUCAGUUCAAUUCAGGAAGAAAUAAUGACACAAGAAUAAAUCCUGAGGAUUCACCUAACAAAAAUAAUUUGACAAUUAAAAUUGACGAAAUUCCAGUUCAGAAUUCGACGACCUCUACUGUGAGGACAGAUAGGAAGUCUAAGAUUCCAAAAAAUACAACAAUUUCUGAUUUAAAUAAUAAUAAUAAUGAUGAAGAGAAGGACAAGACUGAGAAGGUUUACACAAUUAAAGACAGGAUUAGAUAUUCGAGAGGAAAGAACGAUAGAGAAUCGAAGAAGGUUGGGAAACCUGAAAAGGAGACAGGAAUAGAAGAAGAUAACAGAAGAAGAGAACCGAGGUACAACUUCAUCCGAAGAAACACUGUUCCUACUCCACAAGGUUCAUUAAAUUCCACUGACAGAGUCACAGAGAAGAUAACUACAAAAGAAGAAGAUUCGAAUAAUAAAGAAGAACCUGAAGAAGAGUUGAAGAGUUCAAAUAAAUCUGAGAGAUACCAGAAAUCAAUUCCUAAAGAAGAGACGAAAGAAGGGAACGAAACGAAGAAAGGUUACGCCGUGCACGAGAACGUGAAUGAAGGCGACGUGGCUACAGAAAAGCCAUUACCAAAAGCUCCCCCCUUCGAUCUCUUCGACUUGAAGACAUUUUUAGAAUCCGACCCACCUGGAUACACAGAAUUAUCCUCAGACGACUUCAGGCAGUCAUUCCUCCCAAGCAACUCUUCCGAUAACCUUGAAGGAAAUCAAGGCUCUUCAAAUUCGAGUGAAAAUCAAAAAGCAAAUGAAGAAAGUUCGAAAACCUUCUAUCCUUCAUAUUUCUCGAACGAACGAUCUUCAGAGAAGAGCAGAGAAUCGUCAGAGGAAAACGCCCCGUCGAAAGAAAGCGAAUCUGAAGAGAAGACAUUCUUCAGGUACGAAAGUAGACCUUCUUCACCAGCAGAGAAUUACGAGGACGAGAAGUACUCAGAUCUCGGGCCACGAGUGAACAAACCAUCUUUCUUCCAUCCCCCAUUCUCGUUCUCCAACUACAAAAUGUCUGAUUCCAAAGAGAGUUCGGCAGAAAGUGAAGAGAGCGAUGAAGAGACAGAAGAUUACGUGUUUCCUUGGUACAGAGACAAGAAAGAUGAACAAAAAAGAAAACGCAAGAGGUUCAGCAAGUCUACGACUGAAUACGAGUACCCUUGGGAGAGAAGAGAACGAUUGGCGAGGGAAGAGAAGAAGAAACGAGAAGGCAGGCAUAAAAGAUUAUUCGACGAAGACUCCCAAGGUGCUUUCAGUAUGAAUGAAAGGACUCCCAGGGGAAGAUAUCGAUUCUGGACUAGACCUCUGGAAGACAGUAUCCCUGAAAGUACGAACAGCAUGAGUGAGACUCGACCGGUGAUAAAAUACAGCAGCAGGUAUAAUUCUAAAAAUACUAAAGUACCGAAAAAUGAAGAGAAGUCGAAGUCUGUGGAAGAAAUCAGUAAAUCCAUCAAGAAAGCAUUAGAAGGUGUGGAAACAGCAGAGAAAGAAAAUUCUUCUGAAGGGAUUUUCAAUAAAACUGACAUUUCUUCUGAAGGGAAGAAGACGAAUGUGUCUUUGAAUAAAAUGGAGCCUCUGAAGAUGGACUUUAAAAAUAAUUCGAGAGUCACUGAAGAAACGCUGAAUUCUACUAAAAAGUCUGCUGCGCAAGUUGAAAACAGAAGAAGGCGAAGACCAAUGAAAACGGUUCCAAUAAAAACGACACCAGCCACUCCCACUGUGAAACCUGACAGUCGAAGUCGACGGAGGCAGAAAAUCGUAUCUGAAACCACAACUCCAAUUAGUACGACGUCGGCUUCUCGGACACUUCGCAGGAGAAAUCAGAAGGUCUUGAAAAACGUGAAACAAAAUCUAACCGAAGCCCCAAGCAAUCUGAACGACACGAAAGAAGAAACGUCGAAUAGGCAAGUGGAGCAACGGUUGAGAAACAGAAGAAAAAGGCCAAAUGAAAUAAUGAGCGAAUCAGUGAAGAGUAACGAAGAAGAGAGUGGGACAGAAUUGAAGAGUGACGAGAGUUUCGAUUUCAAGGACGACAGGAUAGAAUCUAUGAGCGAUUUUGACGUGUCUGACAGUAACUCUGAUGACGAUUUCGAAUUUGGGAGUAUUUUGAAAACUGGAGAAAAUUUUCUGCCUCCAGGAAGGGCUGUUAAAUUGUCCCAACAAGAAUCUAGGGAAAUUGUCUCUUCUGUUUCAUGGAANU